Molecule: messenger RNA, 1032 nt
Organism: Symbiodinium sp. CCMP2592
Lineage: Eukaryota; Dinophyceae; Suessiales; Symbiodiniaceae
Source: the annotation of a GenBank genome assembly
AUGGCGCCCGACAUGCCUUUCCAGCAUUCCCGCAUUCUCCUAUCCACAGGCAUUGACAUGCACUUUGUCCACUUGGCGCCAUCUUCCCGAGCGAAGGGCACGGUGCUUUGCGUGCACGGCUUUCCGGACACCUGGUUUGGCUUUCGGCACCAGAUACGCGCCUUAGCCUCGAAAGGCUGGCAUGUUAUCGUCCCAGACCAGCGCGGGUAUGGAGAGACCUCGGCUCCCCUGGUGGAUGCAGCGAAGUACUGCCAGGAGGAGCUUUGCGGUGACAUGUGCGCUCUGUUGGAUGCCUUGGGCCUGGCCAGCGUCGUGCUGCUUGGGCAUGACUGGGGCGGCACGCUGGUGUGGAACAUGGCACAGCAAUUUCCUGACCGCGUUCGCGCGGUGGCAUCGGUUUGCACGCCCUUCUUUGCGAACAAUCCGGCCAAGAACCCCUGGGAGAGCAUGCGAAAGAACCCGGGCCGGUUUGACUACCAGGUGUGGUUCCAGUCGGCAGAAGCUGAGGCAGAACUCUCUGCAGAUCCGUACUACACCGUGAAGUGCACGAUAAGGGGAACUGGGUCAGAUGAUGUCAAAGGCUUCUUGGAGGGCGCCGACCCGUCCUUGGUGGCCCAAGCGCCCACGGUGAAAGGUGGACUCCUUAAAGGCUUCCCACCGAGAGCUCGCUGCCCGCGAUCGGAGAUUCUGACAGAAGACGAGCUUCGAUACUACGCCGCCCAGUUCUCCCGAUCUGGCUACUUUGGGCCCUUGAGCUGGUACCGGAAUGUUGAGCGUAACUGGAGAUGGAUGUGCUCCAGAGCCGGCCAGAAGGUGCUUCAGCCGGCUCUUAUCGUCACCGCUGGGAGGGACCCAGUGCUGAAGGCAAGUAUGGUGGAGUCCCUGAAGAUGAAGGACUGGAUCCCGGUGCUCGUGCACCGGCACAUUGAGGAGUGUGGCCACUGGGUGCUGCAGGAGAAGGCGGCAGAGGCCAACAAGCAUAUUUGUGACUGGUUGGACUCUCUUGGGGAGGCGCCACCCUCCAAGCUCUGA